CGAACACAGUAAACAAUAAAAGCAGUAGUAGACUACUAGUGCGCGUUCACAUGUCGGAACUAGGACACUCGGAAAUGUCAAUUUUGCUGAAUCGUGAACGCCGCACAUGUAUAACAACAAUCAUUUACCUAGUUAUACAUUUCCGAAUUUCGACUACAACGUGAACGCGGCAUAGUACUACGGGUGACCAAAUUCAGUCCGAAAAGCAGACUACAUACCCUGCUUGUAGGGUCACCGCGAGCUAGCUAGUCUACUGCAAUAUGGCACUUUUUCAUUUGAUUGCAGGUUGGAUUGGUUAUGUUCUUAUGUGCCUACUUGGUUUGAUUUUGAUCGUAUUUCUCUGUUUUUGUCUGUACAUAAAAUAUAUUCAUUUGAAAUAUGAUCACAUACCGGGACCACCAAGGGACAGUUUUAUAUUCGGACAUUCCGCAAUCCUGAGGGAAACUAGCAAUGGUCGAGUUAUCCACGACAAAUUCCUGGAAUGGUCUGAGACAUAUGGACCGGUGUACCGUAUCAACGGUAUKCACAUUGUGAUGCUGUUUGUCACCUGCCCUGAUACCACCAAGGAAGUGCUGAUGUCACCAAAGUACCCCAAAGACUCACUGGUCUACAAGGGUCUUUUCAAUCUAUUUGGACAGAGGUUUCUGGGAAAUGGUCUGAUUACGGCUCAUAAUCAUGAUGCGUGGUACAAACAGAGAAGGAUCAUGGACCCUGCCUUCAGCAGUCUGUACCUGCGUGGUCAGAUGGGUGCGUUCAACGAGCGGGCAGAGCGUCUGAUGGAUAAACUGGCAGACAUGGCUGACACCAACACAGCCGCCAACAUGCACCAAAUGUUCAACCUUGUGACCCUGGAUAUCAUCACCAAGGUGGCGUUUGGAGUGGAUCUUGAUCUGUUGAAGGAGAGUGACACGCAGUUCCCCAAAGCCAUAGAGAUGUGUCUGAAGGGAAUGGUCCACUAUGUCAGAGACUCCACCUUCCAGCCAAAGAACAAGAAGUUCAUCAACGAGGUGAAASAGUCUGUUCGGCUCCUGCGUUCGACAGGCAGACGGUGGAUCAACGAGAGGAAAAUGGCCAUCCAAAAUGGCGAGGAUGUUCCUAAAGAUAUCCUGACACAGAUCCUCAAGACGGCUGGCAAAGAGGAAAACAAAGACAAUGAAGAUGAGGAGCUUAUGCUGGACAACUUUGUAACGUUAUUCGUUGCGGGGCAAGAGACAACAGCCAAUCAACUAGCUUUUGCUGUCAUGGAACUGGGAAGGCUGCCAGAGAUAUUGGCCAAUGCGAAGCAAGAAGUGGAUGAUGUCAUCGGGAUGAAACAGGAAAUCAGCUUUGCUGACCUGGGGAAAAUGACCUACCUGUCUCAGUUCAAUUCAUACGUCUGUGGACGGUUGGAUAAGUUCUUUGAGGAGCCGCUGAAGUUUGACCCAGAGAGGUUCCAUCCGGACACUGCCAAGCCCUAUUACUGCUACUACCCCUUCGCCCUGGGACCACGCUCAUGUCUGGGACAGAGCUUUGCACAGAUGGAGGCGAAGGUAGUGAUGGCCAAGCUUCUCCAGAGGUUUGACUUCAGCCUGCUGCCUGGCCAGUCCUUUGACAUCCUGGACACUGGCACUCUGAGACCAAAGAGUGGAGUGGUGUGUAGCAUCAGACACCGAGGACAGACAGCCGCAGCCUGACUACUGGAACCUGGAGAUGACUAGCCCUUGUCUUUCAACUCAACAUAUUUCUUAUUCGACUCAUUCCGUCUUUCUUCUUUACUGUCUUAAAAAAAAAAGAUUAACACAUCAUCAAUGUUUCAACCAAUCUUGCGCAUAUAUUUGCAUGUAUUCUGAACAAAAAUAUAAAUACCACAUGCAACUUUUCCAAUGGAUUUACUGAGUUAUAGGGCUAUAUAAGGAAAUCAAUCAAUUGAAAUAAAUUCACUAGGCCMUAAUUUAUGGAUUUUACAUGA
Molecule: messenger RNA, 1948 nt
Organism: Salvelinus sp. IW2-2015
Lineage: Eukaryota; Metazoa; Chordata; Actinopteri; Salmoniformes; Salmonidae
Source: RefSeq, a predicted model, not a curated record